UCAGUGCCGCAGAAGCUCAGACCCUGGGAACCCGUGGCCCAAGGCCAAGACUGACACGGGACUGUAACUCCCAGCCCCUCCCCUUGCCCGGGCCUCUGGAAAGCGCAAGCAAAUUGCUGGGGGCAGAAAUGGCUGCCGGCGGCCGAGGUCUCAUCAGGACCUUGCACUCCUCUCCCUGCCCUGCUUGGAAACGAGCUCAGUCUGGAGCCAGCGGGCGCCUGAAGCCCGAGUACGAUGCCGUGGUGAUAGGAGCAGGACACAAUGGGCUGGUGGCUGCAGCGUACCUCCAGAGACUGGGGGUGAACACCGCGGUCUUCGAGAGGCGCCAUGUGAUUGGGGGCGCAGCUGUCACGGAGGAGAUCAUUCCUGGAUUCAAGUUCUCCCGUGCAUCCUAUCUCCUGAGCCUACUGAGGCCACAGAUUUACACAGACCUGGAGCUGAAGAAACACGGACUGAAACUUCAUCUGAGAGAUCCCUACUCCUUCACCCCCAUGCUGGAAGAGGGCACACUGAGCAGGCUGCCCAGGUCCCUUCUGCUGGGCACAGACAUGGCUGCAAACCAGAAGCAAAUCUCUCAGUUCUCACGAAAGGAUGCUCAGGCCUUCCCCAGAUACGAGGAGUUCAUGAAACGCUUGGUGCUAGCCAUUGACCCCCUACUGGAUGCAGCUCCGGUGGACACGGCAGCCUUUCAGCAUGGCUCCCUGCUGCAGAGGCUCAGGGCACUGUCCACCCUGAGGCCCCUGCUGAAGGCAGGGCGCACCCUGGGAGCCCAGCUCCCCCAAUAUUAUGAGGUCCUCACAGCCCCCAUUUCCAAGGUGCUGGACCAAUGGUUUGAGUCUGAGCCUCUGAAGGCAACUCUGGCAACAGACGCUGUGAUUGGAGCAAUGACGAGUCCCCACACUCCGGGGAGUGGGUAUGUGCUGCUGCAUCACGUGAUGGGCAGCCUGGAGGGGACGCAGGGCGCCUGGAGCUACGUCCAGGGUGGCAUGGGCGCCCUCUCCGAUGCCAUCGCGAGCUCGGCUGCUGCACGUGGAGCAAGCAUCUUCACAGAAAAGACUGUGGCUAAGGUGCAGGUGAACAGUGAAGGCCGCGUCCGAGGAGUCACGCUGCAGGAUGGCGAGGAGGUCAGGAGCAGAGUCAUCUUGUCCUGCGCAUCGCCACAGGUCACCUUCUUAGAGCUGACACCGCAGGAGUGGCUUCCCGAGACCUUUGUGAAGAGAAUCUCCCAGCUGGACACCCAGUCUCCUGUCACCAAGAUCAAUGUGGCUGUAGACAGGCUGCCAAACUUCCAGGCGGCCCCCAGUGCACCCGGGGACCAGCCCCAAGCUCAUCAUCAGUGCUCCAUCCACCUGAACUGUGAAGACUCCCUGCUCCUCCACCAGGCCUUUGAAGAUGCCAAGGGUGGCCUGCCUUCCCAAAGGCCUAUGAUCGAACUCUGCAUCCCUUCAUCGUUGGACCCCACCCUGGCUCCACCAGGCUGCCAUGUUGUCUCCCUCUUCACUCAGUAUACACCCUACACGCUGGCAGGAGGCAAGGUCUGGAAUGAGCAGGAGAAAAAUACCUAUGCGGACAAAGUGUUUGACUGGAUCGAGGCCUACGCCCCCGGCUUCAAGAGAUCUGUGCUGGCCAGAGAUAUCCUCACCCCACGGGAUCUAGAGAGAAUCUUCGGGCUUCCUGGAGGGAACAUCUUCCACGGUGCCAUGUCCCUGGACCAGCUCUACUUUGCCCGUCCAGUGCCCCAACACUCUGACUACAGAUGCCCGGUGCAGGGCCUGUACCUCUGUGGGAGUGGGGCCCAUCCUGGAGGAGGCGUCAUGGGAGCGGCUGGACGGAACGCGGCCCACGUAGUCUUUAGAGACCUCAAGAACAUGUGAGGCUGGACCAGCUCUGACCCUGGGGAGGAAAGUUUUCCUGCACGUUGAGCCGCCUGGCAGACCACCUGCCCAAGACGCCCUGCUCCCAAGGAGGCCACUGGAGACAAACUGUACUAGCCAGGUGCCAUCUGUUCCUUAAUCAGAGACUCAGUUGCAUUUAGCACAAUCUCACCUGUGUCCCAGGUUCCUGUGGAUCCGCUGGGUUUGUCUUUUUAGAAAUCAUGUUUUGUAUAGAGACUGCUUGUAUUAUUUUUCUGUGUCUAUAGCUUGGCACACUAGUUAGACACAGUCCAUCUAAUACACGGAAAAAUUUGGACCAACAUCCAACUAUUCCCUUCUUGUCCGCGGGUUUCCCACUACCAACGGAUUGGAGGCCUGGCCUACCAACGCCCAGUCAACUACCGUCCUAUUCCUGUCACUAUAAAACAAACUCACAGUGACUCACAAGCUCUCGCUCAGGCCCACAUGAUGGGCCCAAGCAAAGUUUUGCAUCUCAAGCCGUCAAAACCUUUGGUCAGGAAACAGUAGUUGAGGGCGACUGUAGAGUGGGUUCAUCAGAAACUACAGGAACCACUUUCUGCCUUCUGCCUGCCAGGUACUAAAUCUGCCAUGUCCGACACUAAACCUCUCAACCUAAAAAGGCCUCAUUCUGCAGUGAGUUGGGGUGUCAGUGCCAGAAAGAAACACAGGACAGUUCCACGAAUAACAACUGUGCUGGCAGCCUCUGCAUGCUGGUCAAAGGCCACCAUCCCAAGCUGUCCCCCUCUGAAGGUCAGAUAGAAGCUUCCUGGGGCUCGUACACCUAGCUUCUUCUGCAUAAUUAUCUCUUGACAACAUUUCCCGUUAGUCUUUUAUGCAAUCAGGAGACAUUUUAAUAUUCUUUAUGUGAUGUACAUAUGUCUUUCUUUGAACUUACUUUAUAUCAAAAACUAUUCAGUGUUAUGAGUUCUUUUGAAUAGCUGUCUGAUAUUCUCUCGUGAUGA
This is a messenger RNA of Mus pahari (shrew mouse), 2857 nucleotides long. It is a transcript of the gene Pyroxd2, whose product is annotated as pyridine nucleotide-disulphide oxidoreductase domain 2. Gene Ontology annotation, molecular function: oxidoreductase activity. Bases 129 to 1874 code for a protein of 581 amino acids. The record is from RefSeq and is a predicted model, not a curated record. NCBI's taxonomy places the organism in Eukaryota, Metazoa, Chordata, Mammalia, Rodentia, Muridae. The transcript has 16 exons.